GUGCAGUGUUUUAAUUAGGAACUAUUUCUAUGUAAUUUUGUACUUGAAGUGAUACAGUGUACUUAUAGUGCAGACCGUGUUAGUGUUGUGAUGGAAAAUAAUUGUUAGCACAACAUCACGUAUAAUGUCGAAAACUCUAAACGCCUACAGAAUAAAGAAGAUCGAAUCGCUAGGCAGGAUGACGGCGAUGACGCAGGAGGAGAUGGUGGCCGGCGCGCGCACGGUCGCCGCUGGGCUCGAAGCGUUGCGGGCGGAGCACACGCAGCUGCUGGCCGGGCUGGCGGCCAACACUGAGCACGAGCACGAGAAGGUGUCUCUGGUGCGGAAGAGCAUCGAUGCGAUUGAGCUCGGACUGGGAGAGACACAGGUUAUGAUCGCCUUAGCCUCGCACUUGCAGUCCGUUGAGGCUGAGAAACAGAAGCUUCGUACCCAAGUCCGUCGGCUCUGUCAGGAGAACGCUUGGCUCCGUGAUGAGCUCGCGGCUGCCCAGCAGCGCCUACAGGCCUCUGAACAACGGGUUUCACAGCUGGAAGAGGAGAACAAGCACUUGGACUUUAUGGCCUCUAUACGCAAAUACGACAGCGAUAUCAACGAAGAGUCGGAAACCAGUCGCAGUGGUCAGGGCGACAACAAGCGUGACGAUCCCAUGGUCGACCUCUUCCCCGACGACGACCACGAGGAUAACAGGAAUAAUAAGUCCAUGUCGCCCACGCCGCCGUCGCAGUUCGCGCAGCAGGUGAACGCGGGCUACGAGAUCCCGGCGCGCCUGCGCACGCUGCACAACCUCGUCAUCCAGUACGCGUCGCAGGGCCGCUACGAGGUGGCCGUGCCGCUCUGCAAGCAGGCGCUCGAGGACCUGGAGAAGACCUCCGGCCACGACCACCCCGACGUCGCCACCAUGCUCAACAUCCUGGCGCUCGUCUACAGGGAUCAAAACAAAUACAAAGAAGCCGCCAAUUUACUGAACGACGCUCUCUCCAUCCGAGAGAAGACCCUCGGAGAGAAUCACCCCGCUGUUGCCGCUACGCUUAACAAUCUCGCCGUGCUUUAUGGAAAACGAGGCAAGUACCGCGAGGCGGAGCCGCUGUGCAAGCGCGCGCUGUGCAUCCGCGAGGCCGUGCUGGGCCGCGACCACCCCGACGUCGCCAAGCAGCUCAACAACCUCGCGCUGCUCUGCCAGAACCAGAACAAAUACGAGGAGGUGGAGCAAUAUUAUCAAAGGGCGCUGGAAAUAUACGAGAGUAAACUUGGCCCCGACGACCCCAACGUAGCCAAGACCAAGAACAAUCUCGCCUCUUGUUACCUAAAACAGGGUAAAUAUAAGGAAGCCGAAACUCUGUACAAACAAGUACUGACAAGGGCUCAUGAGCGUGAAUUCGGCACCAUCGAUGGCGACAACAAGCCGAUCUGGCAGGUGGCCGAGGAGCGCGAAGAGAACAAGCACCUGCAGAGGGAGAACGCGCCCUACGGGGAGUACGGCGGCUGGCACAAGGCCGCGAAGGUGGACUCGCCGACGGUGACGACGACGCUGAAGAACCUGGGCGCGCUGUACCGCCGGCAGGGCAAGUACGAGGCCGCCGAGACGCUGGAGGACUGCGCGCUGCGCAGCCGGAAGGAGCACGUCCCACCUCAUGCUCUGGACAUCGUCAAACAGGCGCGAGCGCGCAGCGGCCGCGCGCCGCGCGCCGACGCCGACGCGCUCGACGAGGGCACGAACCAGGCGAGUGAGCCCCGCAUGAACCUAAAAUCGAAACUGUUCAAUGCGCUAGGUAUCAACACGGGGAGCAAUGCGCCGCACCAGUAGUCUAGACUAAGCCUUAGAUAUCUAGGAUUUAAUUAUAAGCACUCACUCGCUUCUAUGUGAAUGCUCCUCGGUCUAUUCGCUCCAAGUGUCGAGAUGAAUAUCGUAAUUUUCAAUCUCAUGAACACUUGUGACGGGGCAUAUUGGCUCAUUAUUUUAUGAGAGGAUCAUUCAUGUCUCACACUCAAAUUUUGCCCGCCUAUUUGUAUUUCGUAGUUAGAGUUACACAUGAUUGUUUUUUUUUUUUUGAUUGAACAAGUGUUGUAGUAUCACCGAUACAAUAAAAGUUUGGUCAUAAGGCGCUUUUCAGAUUAGAUAUUGGCCGAUGAAAAUCAAAAUGGCGGGCUGCCUAGCUUAGAAUAAUUUAUUAGCAUGCGAUAGGGAUUAUAAGUUUUAAGAAAAAUUACAAAAAAAUAAAAAUAUAUUAAUAAAAAUAAUAUACGAACGAAAUGUGUGAUAGGAAGUUAUUAUUAAAGCAUGUAUAUUGUAUAUUGUAUACCGUCCCGCAGAGAUAUAUGUAUUAAUAUUAUAUACAAACAUAUAUAACAUAUAUGGUGCAAGAAAUAAGAUAUAAAUAAAUAUUUUGAAAUGUUUUAAUAUCAUGACAUCCUAACAGAUACAGGGAUGUAUUUUAUAUAAUCGAGUGUAUAAUAUGCUUUAGAACUUUAAACACACAUAUUAUUAAUGUGUAUAAUUAAUCUUUAUACAUAUUUGAUACGGUGAUACCUGACGCAUUUAGUUUUAUGAAAAUAUAAACUCUCGUAAAACUCACACUCGGGUCAGAGAAUCUAAAAUAUAUUGCAUUUAUUUAAUUGUGUCGUGUCUGAAAUAUUUAUUAUUCUUUGUUGCAUGUGGAUACAACGAUUUUUAUUUUAUUCGCUUACAAUUUAAUUUUCUUUUUUUUAUAUUCUGAUAAUUGUUAUGAAUGUAUAAUACUAUCCUGUAUCGGAUAAUGCAUGGAUGUAAUUUUUAUUUUAAAAUUAAUCAUGCGUAUUUUAUUAUGUUCUACCAAUAGUAUUUUUUUUUUAAUAAAGUUAUGCUUAACUCAUUCCAGUGUAGCGUAUGUUUCGGUCUUAAGCUUUAUGUGAGAGAUAGGUAUAUAAAUAUUUUAGUAUUUUUUUAAUAAUUUUAAUUUUUAUCUAUACGAGGGUGCUGCUUGGGAAUGCCAAUUAUGAUUGUACACGUUUUUAUUAUACAAAACACACAAAUUACGUCAUUAUUAUUGUUUUUUUUUUUAAUAUCAUUUUUAUUAAGAAUGAAUCUCCAUCGCAAAAAAUCCGUUUCGAGAAAUAUAUUUGAAAAUUUGGUACUUUGUUUAACAUCGCGUUGUCGAAUGGUAAUUUUAAUUGUUAAUAAAUAUUUAUGUAUCAUU
Molecule: messenger RNA, 3173 nt
Organism: Vanessa tameamea
Lineage: Eukaryota; Metazoa; Arthropoda; Insecta; Lepidoptera; Nymphalidae
Gene: Klc
Product: kinesin light chain
Exons: 14
Coding region: 125-1804 (559 amino acids)
Biological process (GO): microtubule-based movement
Cellular component (GO): kinesin complex; cytoplasm
Molecular function (GO): kinesin binding
Source: RefSeq, a predicted model, not a curated record